UUUCUCUCUCCGCUCCUUCAGUUGCCACGACCUCGUCGACCAGCUUGAAGGCUUUUGGACCUUCCGCAACUGUCGGAAACUCCGCUGGGAUUCUAUUUCCCCGAUGGGUGGAUCCCUACACGCCGCCCAGGACCUUGGACGCUGUCGAGUUCCAAGACGAUGGCACCUCCGAGCGGGUCGGCGGCAUACAAGAAGAAAGAUGGCACCCUGACCAUGUCGCAGGAUCGCCAGUCGGUCUCUUGGAUCCCGGCGGCUGGUGGUGCAUCGGGAACUAUCACGUUACCCGUGGCUCAAAUCACAAAUUUGCAGCAAACACCCGCCAGCAACCCCAAGGUGAUGCUGAAGAUAUUCGUCCAGCCUCCCAACGCAUCCGCCGGCUCCCCCGAGCAAUACGUUUUCUCCUUCACGGCCGGGGCCAACGCGCGCCCGGAAGCGGAUGCCAUCAAAGAUGCUCUUAGUUCCGCCAUUCAAGCAGCUAAAGCUGGCCAUGCCAGCCCAGCGCCGGCAGCGGGGAGCGGCGAAGGCAUGUCGGCGGCCAUGGCAAUCGCGAAUGCAGUGUCGUCGACGGGCUCGGGGAGGAAUAUGUGGGAUGACGACAAAAAGCUCAAAGCGGAUGUGGAACUACAGCAGGCCCUACUUAAUGCGGACCUCAACUUGAAGCGCAUGCUGAUGGAGUCGCUUACCACGAAACCCGAUACGAUGACCACUCCGCAGUUCAUGUCCCAGUUCUGGUCUACGCGUGUUCAUCUUUUACGGGCUCACGCCAUCGAGAGAGCGCAAACACGAGGCUCCUAUAAUGUGCUGUCGACGUUGAAACCGCGAGUGGAGGAUAACGUAUCGAAGAUGAAUAUUAGCAAGGAGCAAAUCCAGUUGAUCUUCUCGCAGCAUCCCCUCAUCAAGCGUGUCUACGACGAGAAUGUACCGAAGCUUAGCGAGCAGCAGUUUUGGUCUCGCUUUUUCCAGAGUCGUUUGUUCAAAAAAAUGCGAGGGGAGCGCAUCUCGGAGAACGACCCCACCGACCUUGUUCUCGAUAAAUACCUCAAAGCCGAUGAAUAUGGAAAUGUGUCGCGCGAAGCACACGUGCCCAAUUUUCUUGAUUUGGAAGGAAACGAGUUGAACAACAGUCAACGCCGAGGAAACCGGCCGGACCUGGACAUGAGACCGUCUGGGGCGGACAAGGUGCCCAUCAUUCGCUCGCUGAACAGUCUCAGCGAAAAGAUCAUGGCGAAUGUGGCGCCGGCCGAUCGUGACCCGCACGCCCCAAUUGGCAUGGACGAGGAAACGUACAAUGAGCUGCAGCUACGAGAUCUUCGUGGCGACGAACAGCAGAAUCGUAUAUUACUGAACAUCCGGGACCAGAGCCGAUUCUUCUCCUCCAAGUCCAAGGUCACCGAAGACGAACAAAGCCGCCUUUUUGCCAAGCAAGACCCGGAAAAGAUCCUGCGUGACUUGCGCGUCGAGGUCGAGCACAACCUGCCCGAGAACGGGACAGCUCCACUGGGAAAGCUGGUCGAGCCGGACGAGGACAGCGACGAUGACGAGAAGAAGCAACGUCGGCACGUCGGCUCGCGUGCGAAUUUACAACGGGCGUCGACCCAGAUCCUGGACGCGAUUCGCGAUCGUCGCGCGCAGACGGACGUCUCGUCCACCACCGACACCUACGGCCUGUCCUCCAACCUCUACGACCGCCUGAUCCUGACGCAUGCCACGACGACGGAGUUCUUACAUCAGUACUGGCAGGCAUUCCUGUCGGGAAAUUCGGACCGUGCCGGCGAAGUCGCGUCGCUGGUGGAAUCGCUGAAUCGGGCCCAGGCGCGCAUCAAGUCGGUGGCGCAGGAUGCGGAGGCCGAGCGCCAGGUGGAGGUGGAUCGACUCAAGCGACAUGCACGCGAAGUGCUCGACGCCACGGGAAGGAAAAUCCGACUGAAUCUGGCGGGAGUGCCGGGGGGAGAGAAGGCAGUCAAUCGGCUGCUGGGGCCCACGAUCCAGGCAUUGGAGACGGCGUUGACACGAUAUCACGCGGCGUAUGCGGAGGAAAUGAAAGAGAUGCCCCCGACCACAUAAAAGGAGUCGUUAGAAACCAUGUACUGUACCAUAGAGCUUGCGAAGAAGCAAUCCGAAUCUGAUUAUUGGCGAG
This is a messenger RNA of Aspergillus steynii IBT 23096, 2137 nucleotides long. RefSeq names its product TFIIH subunit TFB1 family protein. Gene Ontology annotation, cellular component: transcription factor TFIIH core complex; transcription factor TFIIH holo complex. The coding region runs from base 160 to 2064 and encodes 634 amino acids. NCBI's taxonomy places the organism in Eukaryota, Fungi, Ascomycota, Eurotiomycetes, Eurotiales, Aspergillaceae. Gene Ontology annotation, biological process: transcription by RNA polymerase I; transcription by RNA polymerase II; nucleotide-excision repair. The record is from RefSeq and is a predicted model, not a curated record. The transcript is spliced from 2 exons.